GCAACUCUUUGUCUCUUCUUCUUCUUCUUCUUCUUCUUCUUCUUCGUCACCUUCUCUCCGAUUUGCUCCCGUCGAUUGCGUCAUGUCGUCGUUUGAUCCGCCGAAUCACCGAUACUCUGCCUUAGUAUUGAUUCUUCUUCUGCUUGGUUUCUCGGUAGCGGCGGCCGACGAUGUAUCGUGGACCGAGGAUUCCAGCCUCGAGUCUCCUGGCUGUACCAAUAAGUUUCAAAUGGUAAAGGUCUUAAAUUGGGUUGAUGGGGUUGAAGGAGACUUCCUUACUGGCUUAACUGCUCAAUUUGGAGCAGCCUUGCCUUCUGCUGCUGAUCAAAGUCUUAGAUUUCCAGCUGCUUUUGUAGAUCCUUUGGACUCUUGUUCCAAUCUCUCUUCCAGGUUAGAUGGACAUAUUGCCUUGUCGAUCCGUGGAAAUUGUGCUUUCACUGAGAAGGCAAAACAUGCUGAGGCAGCUGGUGCUUCUGCUCUCUUGGUCAUUAAUGACAAAGAAGAUCUUGAUGAGAUGGGAUGUAUGGAAAAGGACACGUCUCUAAAUGUGAGCAUACCUGUCUUAAUGAUCUCCAAGUCAAGCGGGGAUGCUCUCAACAAGUCUAUGGUAGACAAUAAGAGUGUUGAGCUUUUGUUGUAUGCUCCAAAGCGUCCUGUCGUGGACCUCACAGCUGGAUUGUUAUUGCUCAUGGCUGUUGGAACUGUUGUCGUUGCAUCACUGUGGUCAGAGCUUACAGAUCCUGACCAAGCUAAUGAAUCUUACAGCAUAUUAGCAAAGGAAAUUUCUAGUGCUGGGACCAGAAAAGAUGACCCAGAGAAGGAAAUCCUUGAUAUAAGUGUCACUGGUGCUGUAUUUUUUAUUGUAACAGCCUCCAUUUUUCUGCUGCUCCUUUUCUACUUCAUGUCAUCAUGGUUUGUAUGGGUGCUCACCAUAUUUUUCUGCAUUGGCGGCAUGCAGGGUAUGCAUAACAUCAUUAUGGCAGUUAUAUUGAGAAAAUGCAGACAUCUUGGUCGGAAAUCUGUGAAGCUCCCUUUGCUUGGAACAAUGUCAGUGUUGUCACUUUUGGUGAAUAUUGUUUGCUUGGCGUUUGCUGUUUUCUGGUUUAUAAAACGGCACACAUCGUAUUCUUGGGUUGGCCAAGACAUUUUGGGCAUAUGUUUGAUGAUCACUGCCUUGCAAGUGGUUCGAUUACCUAACAUCAAGGUUGCUACUGUACUUCUUUGCUGCGCGUUUGUGUAUGACAUUUUCUGGGUCUUCAUAUCACCAUUGAUAUUUCACGAGAGUGUUAUGAUUGUGGUUGCCCAAGGAGACAGCAGCAGCGGAGAGUCCAUUCCGAUGCUACUAAGGAUUCCUCGGUUCUUUGAUCCUUGGGGUGGUUAUGACAUGAUUGGUUUUGGGGACAUCCUCUUCCCCGGUUUGCUCAUUUCCUUUGCUUCCAGAUAUGACAAGAUAAAAAAGAGGGUAAUAUCAAAUGGGUACUUCCUUUGGUUGACUAUCGGCUAUGGAAUAGGUCUGUUACUGACAUAUCUAGGUCUGUAUCUUAUGGACGGACAUGGCCAGCCUGCGCUAUUAUACAUCGUACCCUGCACACUCGGUUUGGCCGUCAUACUGGGGUUGGUAAGAGGAGAGCUUAAAGAACUAUGGAAUUACGGUUGUGAAGAAUCAGAGUCUCACACAACGGAGGAUCCAAUGCCUGUGGCAUAAUAACAUGAUUCAACAAUCUAAUGAUGUGUUAUCAAUCAAACAUAGCUUUUCCCCAAAACAGCGAGCAUAGCUUAAGCAGAUUUCAUAUGUGAAAGAUGCACAAAAGCUGAUGUAAGUUCUCUGCAAAGCCAAAGUUAAUCAGAUGCCUAAGACACAUCGAAAAGUGUAAUAUAUCGUAUUUUUUUCU
Molecule: messenger RNA, 1892 nt
Organism: Arabidopsis arenosa
Lineage: Eukaryota; Viridiplantae; Streptophyta; Magnoliopsida; Brassicales; Brassicaceae
Source: the annotation of a GenBank genome assembly